GAAAACUUAAUUAAGGGAACAUAAAAUACAUAUGUUGAUGAUUUUACAAAAAAAAAAAAUGCAUAUUUUUAACAGCAUAUAGGAUGUGAUUUUGAUCUUAGUAAGAGAAAUGAUGUCAUGCAUGUGCCAGAAAGGAAGUUUUUUACUAAAGCUCCUCACAUCUUCUGCAUAUCAGCUUAGACACUGUUUGAGGACACACUAAUCAGGUGCUCCAUUCUGACGUAAAGAUGGUGGUCUUCCCGAGCAGUUUAUUUGCAUUCGUUCUCUGCCUAAGAGCAUCAUCUGCUGGUGUUGACUCUUGGAAUGCUGAAAUACCAAAUUCAGUAGUGGGUCUGUCUGGAUCAUGUGUGGUGAUCCCUUGUAAGUUCAACUACCCAUCAGAUAGAAAGUCAUACUACCAAUUUACAGGAAUCUGGUACACAGAUAAAUAUGACAUAAUCUAUCACAAAGAGACUAACAAAAUCAUCAGCAAAUUCAGGGGUCGCACAACUCUUCUUGGUGAUCUGCAUCAGAAAGACUGCACUUUGAAAAUCAACUCUUUACAUCACAGCGAUGGUGGAACGUACAUGUUUCGCAUCGAGAUCAAAGAUUUAGACAAGGCCACAUUCUUGAAGAAUAAAGUUUCUAUUUCAGUGAAAGAUUUACCUGAACAACCCACCAUAUCGGUGAAGGAGGAAGUGAUGUCACAAAGAAAAGCGACUGCUACUUGUAUCGUGUCACAUUCCUGCUCGUCUGACCCGCCCCGUCUCACCUGGAGCCAUGAAGGCACUCUCACGAGUCUCUCUCAUCCACAAGAUCACGGUCAAUGGAGAUUAACAUCAUCUCUGACCUUCACACCCUCCAGAGAAGAUCAUAAUAAACCUCUCAUCUGCUCUGCAGACUUCAGUGGUGGGAAUAAAGUGACCAGCAGCAAAACACUCAAAGUUAAAUAUCCUCCAUAUAAUGUAAAUAUGAUGAGUUACUCGCCGGUGAAGGAGAACACAUCUGUUAAACUGAUCUGCUCUUGUGACAGUAAUCCACCUGCUAGUUUCCAGUGGAUUAGUUUAAAUGGAUCUUUGUUGGCAAAUGGACCCACCUAUAAACUGAAUCAAGUGUCCCGGUAUACUGAAGCCAUAUCCUGCACCGCCAAUAACACAGAGGGACAAAACAACUCCGGGCCUCAGAAGAUUAAUGUGUUGUAUCCUCCAUAUAAUGUAAAUGUGAAGAGUAACUCGCCGGUGAAGGAGAACACAUCUGUUGAACUGAUCUGCACCUGUGACAGUAAUCCGCCUGCUAAAUUCCAGUGGAUUAGUUUAAAUGGAUCUCUGUUGGCUAAUGGACCCACUUAUAAACUGAAUCAUGUGUCCCGGUAUACUGAAGCCAUAUCCUGCACCGCCAGUAACACAGAGGGAAGAAACAGCUCCGGUCCACAGAAGAUUAAUGUGUUGUAUCCUCCUGAGAUAAAAAACGAGUCUUCCUGCAAAUCAGGGCCUCUUACAGUCUGUGUUUGUAUCGUGGACUCCAACCCACCCAGUGAAGUCAAGUGGCUUGGUCUCUCAACAACUUUCCCCAGCUCCAGCAUUGAACAAAAUGGUUUUCUUAGCACCUUUACCCUUCAGGGGUGGCUGGGUUUCCCUGACGCUAUCAAUUGCUCUGCCAGUAACAGCGAGGGAAACUCUGUCAUAACUAUGCAAGUGCCGCAUCGUGGUAUGAUCAUAUAUAUUGUGGUCGCCACAGCUGCUGUUUUGGUUACUCUAGUGGUCAUUUCAGUUUGUGUAGCCAAAAGACACCGCAAAGAAGAGAAAAUCAAUGACAUUUACACAUACAACAAAGAUGACUCAAAUGAUUAUGAGAACUGGGAGUGUGAUGACAAAGACCUGCCACGUGGGCAACAUGAAGAUGAAGCAGUCUAUGCUAACACGUCAAAAUAAAUUUUCUGUAACUCAAGAUUCACUUGGCAGUAUCCUUUAUGAAUUCAGUUCACAUUUACAAAAGACUAAAAAAAAAAACCUAUGGAACACAUGCUUAGAGUAACAGAUGAUGACAAAAAGGUCAAGAAUUUUGCAUGAUUUAUGGGAUGAACAAAUUUCUAAAUGUUUUGAGGUGAAAUUCUAUUCAACAGAAAGAAAUAUAACGUAUUUCGAUGAUAUAAUUAAGCAAUUAAAAAUGUAGGAAACAGCAGACUAUUGUAUCAUCUGCAUGAUUGUAUCAAAGCAUUUGCUUAUAUGUUACCACAACUGACUUGACGAUGUGAAGGUUGAACAAAGAUCUAAUAAAAUGUUCCAAAGCGACUAAGAAAAACUAUAAACAUAAAGGUAUUUCCUUGGGCAUGCAAUUCAUUUCUAAUGAGUUAAAAAUAUUUUAUUAAGUGUUUGCUUUUUAUAUAUCAUAUUCCUUAAUUCUAUAGCAGUGUAGUAUACCAAAACGUUGUUGUUGUUUUUUUGUGAGGGCAAACGUUUUAUUUCCUCUUAUAACAGUUUUGCUCCUAACUACUGUUGAUUUAUUUUGCAUUAUAUUUAAACUAUCUCUGUAACUAAUACACAUUUGCAGCUGUGAUUUGGCUCUAAAGCUUGUAUGGUCUCUGAGCAGGUGCAAAGCAAUUCUUGAAACUGAUUUGAAGACUUUAUAUGAAUUAGUGUGGUGUUACAGAAGGAGUUUAAACAGUGCGUAAUGUGCUUUUUGGAAUAUUCUCAUAUUAUGCACAAAUAUUAUUCUCAUAUUAUGCAGAAAAAACAUGAAUCAUAAUCGAUAUAAUUUAUGAAAAUAAUGCAAGCUUGAAAGAGUCUUUAAAUGUGACACAUACCAAAUACUAAAGAUUUAUUUUCAAUCACAUUA
Messenger RNA from Paramisgurnus dabryanus, 2814 nucleotides. Its product is annotated as myelin-associated glycoprotein-like. NCBI's taxonomy places the organism in Eukaryota, Metazoa, Chordata, Actinopteri, Cypriniformes, Cobitidae. The record is from RefSeq and is a predicted model, not a curated record.